Selaginella moellendorffii is the source of this 1584-nucleotide messenger RNA. RefSeq names its product COP9 signalosome complex subunit 8. Gene Ontology annotation, cellular component: COP9 signalosome. The coding region runs from base 531 to 1400 and encodes 289 amino acids. The transcript has 9 exons. The record is from RefSeq and is a predicted model, not a curated record. NCBI's taxonomy places the organism in Eukaryota, Viridiplantae, Streptophyta, Lycopodiopsida, Selaginellales, Selaginellaceae. Gene Ontology annotation, biological process: COP9 signalosome assembly; protein deneddylation.
AGGGUUUAUCGGAGGAGGAUGGGAGCCGAGGUUCACGCGGUUGCGCCCGUCGCCGGCGCCAUGGACAUCAACGCUGUGCGCGAUCUCAUUGCCGCGCGUCGAUUCAACGAGAUCGCUGCCUUCUGCGAAUCGCUGGAGCUCGAGUACGCCGCGAGAGGAUCAGAGCAUGGCGAGGAUUGGCCUUACGCAAUCCACAUUCUUGGCCAUAUCUAUAACUCGGAUUUGGACAGUGCGAGGUUUCUUUGGAAGCGGAUCCCCGACUCGAUCAAGCAGUCGCAAAUGGAGCUCGCUCAAGUCUGGAAGAUUGGUCAGUGCAUGUGGACUCACGACUACGUCGCAGUGCACGAAGCCAUCCGAGGAUUCGACUGGACGCCAGACGUGAAACAAGUGGUCGCUGCUGUUGCGGAGGACUUCUCGAGAAAAAUCUUUCGGCUCCUGUCCACGGCAUACUCGACUUUGAGCAUACCCGAUGCUGCGUCAUUCUUUGGACUUACGGAGAGCGAGACCAUCGCAUUGGCUGAGCAGCAAGGAUGGAUAUUGGAUCCCACAUCGCAAAUGUUCAACGUCCGGUCUAUUCCACCGACGGCAGAGCAAAAGCUGGAUACGAGCAACUUACAGAACCUGACGGAAUACGUCUUCCAUUUGGAGCAUUGAAUGCGCGCGCUCCGUUAAGAUUCAAUCUAAUUGUACCCGCGCACCCGCAGUCAACUGCAAAAGUUGUGUCAUGCGGAGUUCAUGCUCAACCAAAUUGCUCCGCUUUAGUCGAGCAUUUAAGAAGUUUUGUUUGGCUUGAGACUCCGGUCAUGGCUUCCGUAUUGAUUCUUCUGACUUCCUCGCUGUUGGUGUUCCAAGUUACAGGCUACUGCGGACCUCUGACGAGCUUCGAGACAGCUCCAUGCUCGGUUUUCUCUAGAGAGCCUGGCUACGAGCUUCGCGAGUAUCCUGGAGGCCAGCUGGUGGAACUUUCGAUUGAAAAUUCCACAUUCGAAGCUGCCACGUUUGCCGGAUUCUUUCGCUUGGCCUCGUACUUGAAUGGCGACAACCGGCACGACGUCCAAGUCCCAAUCGUCCUUCCUUUUAUGGUCCAGCCAGCCUCCAGUGUUGAUGGCUACAGAGUUGGAUUAUACCUCCCGAGAAGUGUUGGCGAUGCUCCAUCGCCGAGGGACAGGAGCAUGCGCAUCAGGGAAGCGCACCGUAGCAUUCAAGCCGUGAUUGGUCCAUUCCCCGCCUUCGCUAUUAAUGAGACGAACUACUUGCACAACACGAGGCAGCUCAUGCGGUUCCUCCAGCGCGACGGGCUUCGCUACAAUCCUUCCUCGGUGAUCUACGCCGCGUACAUCAAUCCCGCGGACUUGCUCACCAUCCACCAAGAAGUUCACCUCCAAGUUCUCUUCGAUUGAUAACGAGCUCAGCAGUAGCGUCUAGCUCCCCCUUCUCAAGCUUUUCCGCGAGAACUUUCACGGUUUUCUUCUCUUCUUCCACAGUGUCAAGGAUUUCCUCGAUCUCGUCGUGAAUCUCCUCGGCUGUGGCUUCCACCUUCAAAUCCAAGAGUAAAUCUAGAGUUUGAGCCGUGGUUUGUUUUAA